AUGGGCGAUCCAAACACUAGCGACUGGUUAAAAUCGCAGCAAAAGGCCUCCCGCAAGGCGCGCUGGUUAGUAGGCUGUCUCGGAUUACUAGUCCUCCUUGGUAUUGUCGGGGGCGUGGCCUAUGCUGUCGUCAGCAAGUCGAGCAACCCGCAGAACAGUGUUACUGAUACCGGAGGCGGCAACGGCGGCGGCAGCAACGGCUCCAAUGGACCCUUGGGUGGCAACGGUGGCAACGGUAGCACUGGUGUUGAUCCCAAUGGAAAUACAGUUUAUUUCACUUGGGACCACAAGCCUGUCAACCUUACAAUUACUCCUAAUCCAGCUUUGAAGAAAUCAUUCUGGGGAAUCAAUUAUGGUCCCGUCAAUGCUACUUACCCUUGGUGCGGCAACACACUUGGAGAUGUGAUAGAAGACAUUAAGCUACUAUCACAGCUCACUUCACGUAUUAGGUUGUAUGGAAUGGACUGCCAGAUGGCAAACAUGACCAUUUGGGCCAUCAAGAUUCUUAACGUUAACAUGACGGUCGUUCCUACCAUCUGGGUUGACAAUAAUGCAACGACGUAUAAAAGGCAGUACGACAGUCUAUUUACCCUCAUCAAUGAUCAUGGGGUAGACAAAAUCGAUGGUGUUUCGGUCGGUAAUGAAGUUAUCUUCCGCAAAGAGAUCCCCACACAAGAUCUGUUUGCCCGCAUUGCAGACGUUCGUCAGAAAGUGAACACACUCCCCAACGUCAAAAAGAAGGUUCCUGUGUUCACAUCCGAUCUCGGUUCAAACAUAGAUGAUGCAUUCGUUGCUGCAUGCGAUCUCGCGUUUGCUAAUGUUCAUCCAUACUUUGGUGGAGUACCGGCUCAACAAGGUGCUACCUGGACGUUCCAAUUCUUCCAAGACAAUGACGUUACUCCUGCAGCAAAAGCUGGCAAAGAAGCCAUUAUAUCGGAAAUUGGUUGGCCGACCGCUGGUGACCCCGAAAAGGGAGCGAUUGCUAGUGUGCCAAAUCUCAACGACUUUCUCGGACAGUUCCUCUGCGCCGCCAACACUAAACUGACAAAAUAUUACUAUUUCGAGUCUUUUGACACACCAUGGAAGACUGCAAUGUUUACUCUUCUAGAGGGCAGCUGGGGUCUAUUUACGCCUGAUCGUAAGUUAAAGACUGGACUGACGAUUCCCGAUUGUGCACCAACGGCCCCAGGCUUUAAGGGUUUCUCUUAA
Paraglomus brasilianum is the source of this 1209-nucleotide messenger RNA. The record is from the annotation of a GenBank genome assembly. NCBI's taxonomy places the organism in Eukaryota, Fungi, Glomeromycota, Glomeromycetes, Paraglomerales, Paraglomeraceae.